GAGGGAAAACUGCAGUAGAAAUUGUAAAUAUUUGUGUAUAAAUUAUAAGCAUUGCAGUUAAUUUACCGCUAAAAAAGUGAAACCAUGUCGGAGGACAGUGAUUCAAUAGCCGAGCAUGAAAUCGACGAAACAAUGGCAAACCAAAACACGAUACCCCAGCUACCAACGCACAAGCGACAGAGUUUCGUCUGGAAGUUCUUUAGUCCAGUGCCAGACCACUCGAAUGUUUUCAGAUGUAACGUGUGCAAUGAAACCUUUGCCAACAAAACAACCAAUCUAAGUAGGCAUUUGCAAUCAGUGCAUGGCCUCGCAGAGCAUCAGCAGGAUUCAGUGAAGAAAGGUCGGCCGAAUCGCAGUUUCGUUUGGAACUUUUGCACCAAACUGGAUGAGAAGCGUGCCCUGUGCCAUAUUUGUAAAAAAGUGUUGUAUUUUGGCGGCGGAAAUACGUCCAACAUAACAAAACAUUUGAGACGCAUGCACUCUGAAAAGCUAGAGGAAGUUGCUAAGCAAAUGCCACUCAACAUGCGCUGGUCCAUGGAGCAGUCAUCGAGGAAAGAGCGUAGAAGUUCCAGCUAUGUGUGGAAUCACUGCGAGAAACUGACGACCGAUACAGUUCUAUGCAGAAUAUGCAAUCGUCGCAUGCGAUUCCAUGGCACGGCCAACGUCAUAACGCAUCUGCAACGCCGGCACGGCAUUAUGGACGAAACGACGCAGGUGAAAACCGAGACGCCUGAUAGAGUGCAGGAAGCAGCCACAUCCAGCACGAACGAGAAUCCGCGUAGAAACAUCAGCGGCAGCCAGGUCUGGAGAUACAUCACACGCAUUUCGGAUGAUGCAGUACGCUGUCGUGUGUGCCUUAAGAAUCUAUCGUAUCAGGGCACAAGCAACCUGCAAAGGCAUUUGCAUCGCAUGCACAAUAUUGUGUGGAACUCACAGCAUCCGAGUGGACCGGUCAAAGCUGAAAGCCUUGACUUUGAUGAUAACUCGUUCUUCGCCUUCUGCGAAACCACCAGUGAUCCCACGGUAUGGAAGUGCCAAAUGUGCGACGAGCACUUUGUGCACACCGACAAUCUGGAGGAGGUCAUAAGCAAGCACAUGAUUAAGAUUCAUAGCGCAGCAAUGCGCGGGGAGCCAGUUGAAAGUUUCGCUCCCACAGAAGAGGAGGAUGAAGAGUUCGCCACUCUCUAUACGGAAGUUGUUGCUGAUGAUCACAAUACGACUGUCUCGGGAGAAGUCAGCGAGCAAGCGAGGCUAACAAAUGUCGUUGCUGAGGAUGCGCUCUACGAUGAUCUCAUUGAGAUUGAUGAAGAUCUGCAGACUGCUGAAGAGGUUGGUGAGCACUUUGCAGUUGAAAGUGAUCGCUAUGGGAAUACAUUGCCCGCGCAGUCGGGCGAAAAUGUUGUUUCCGAUUACAGCAACGACAGCACCGAUGCCCAGCUGGUGACGACCACUAUUCAAGCAGACGACACGCCGGUUAUGCGUGAACUAAAGGAGGAUCUACUGCGCCAACAAGCGAUGUAUUUCAGUGAGAAGGCUGGCUUCUAUCGCAUGCAAAAGUUUCUAGUGGCGCAACAGGUGCUCAAAGAGCGGCUAGAAAUUGAGAAGCUCAAAUCUGGACAGCAACAGCAGCAAGUCAGUUGAAGCUAGUUGUUGACGCUUCAUCAGACUUCGUACGAACCCUACUGAACGUAGCUUUUAAUCUUUAAGUGUAAUGUAUUUGUAUUUAAAAUUGUUAUAUAGACCAUCUAUCAUAAUUAUUUAAUCAUAAA
Drosophila arizonae is the source of this 1769-nucleotide messenger RNA. RefSeq lists its product as uncharacterized. NCBI's taxonomy places the organism in Eukaryota, Metazoa, Arthropoda, Insecta, Diptera, Drosophilidae. The record is from RefSeq and is a predicted model, not a curated record. Gene Ontology annotation, molecular function: DNA binding.